This is a messenger RNA of Staurois parvus, 1401 nucleotides long. NCBI's taxonomy places the organism in Eukaryota, Metazoa, Chordata, Amphibia, Anura, Ranidae. The record is from the annotation of a GenBank genome assembly.
AGAACCAUUGAAGAACAGAACCGACUGCUGACUCAGGAAUACACCGAGCAGAAUAGUUGUCUGCUGUCAGCAGACCCAGAAAACUGUACCAGCAAUGCUUUGGGAGACUUGGGGGAAUUGCACCAAAUUCUUGAGACCCCCUCAGCAGACAAGGAAAGAAAGCUAUGCGUAUCCUUUAAUUUGGAGCCUAAAAUUGUCAACAGUGACAACAGGAGCCCUUCUUGUUCUGGCGGUGAGAGCAGUGGACAAGAAGCUGAUGGAAACAGAGUUCAUCAGUCUAGCCAAAUUUCCAGAAGUCGGCUGAGGUUAAGCCGAUCGGCAAGAAGAGUCUGUUUUUCUGAAUCUCCCUCCCCAAGUGUGUUUCGUGUCAGCAAUAUUGUUAAUGUCCUGGAUGAAAAGAAAUGUACUGUAGAUAAAAGCCUGUCACCAGUGUUUAAAAAGCAUCGUACAGAUGGUGUUCCUCUGAGACCAGACAGUCCGACUGCUAGCUAUUGUCCAGAAGAUUCAAAGCCUAAAGACAUUGCACAUGAGAUUGCUGGUCCCUCUGGUACUGCGUUGUGUUCCGACUGGGGACCGCAGAUAACUCGCCAGGUGAAGUUAGGAGUAAUUUUGAAUCUCAGCAAUCAGUUGGUGCAGAAAUCACUACACCUAAUGAACAACAUUUUAUGGAAAACACAUCCAUUAAGUCAGAAACCAAAAAGGAGCAACCCACUAAAAACAUCAAAAUCUUUAGAUGUAGAAGUGACAUGCAAUUCCACAUGUGACUUUUUGGUCACACCACCACAAGCACUUGAACCUGAAAAUCACACAGAUCUGAAGAGACCUACUCAAGUCAGUCCUCCAGUCUCUUCUCAAAACCAGCCUCCACCAACCCAUAAGACCCACACUGAACAUAACGUAGCCAAGGAGGACCAUAGCCCACUCAGUUCCUGCACCCUAGUGGAGGGGCUGUUAUUCCCGGUGGAAUAUUACGUCAGGACAACACGCCGCAUGACCAGCUGCCAGAGGAAAGUUGAUCUUGAAGCAGUAAUAAGCAGCCACCUUCUCACCGGAAGAAAGGGAUCAAGAGGAAGGUCACGGCGAAACAGCACAUCAUUAUCCACACCAGUUAGUGCUAGUGAUAACUCAUCUUAUUCUCUGACUCCUCUAAGCCGUCCUUCUGUAAGUAACAGUGCUGGAGAGGUUACACGAUCCAGGCGUGGAAGGGUUAGGAAGUCCUGUCCUGCUGCACUCUCCUCGGGUCUAAAAGAUGUGUCUGUACAGCUUAAGUUUGGUGUUGUGAACAGCUCAACGCUAAAUGGCUCACAGAGUGAGAAAGAAAACUGUGAGGAGGCCUCAUCAAGCAAGGAGUCCCAUAGUGCUGUGAAGUGUCUUACUAGUAUAAUGGAUGGUACCCAGAUA